This is a messenger RNA of Nymphaea colorata (pocket water lily), 3127 nucleotides long. RefSeq names its product CRM-domain containing factor CFM9, mitochondrial. Bases 966 to 2627 code for a protein of 553 amino acids. NCBI's taxonomy places the organism in Eukaryota, Viridiplantae, Streptophyta, Magnoliopsida, Nymphaeales, Nymphaeaceae. Gene Ontology annotation, molecular function: RNA binding. The record is from RefSeq and is a predicted model, not a curated record. The transcript has 4 exons.
AAGGACCAGAGGUUAGUAUAGCCAAUGCAAUGGAUGAAACCUUACUUGAAGACAUAUUUUAGUUUUUUGGGCUUACUAACUUACAUCUGGCUUACAGCACGGUAAGUAAUAUGCUUUUAGAAAAAACUUGCGUGUAUUUUCCUUGAUAUUGAAGCUUUUACAUUUUUAAGUGUCGUUUGUUUCGUUUUAUUAUUAUUGUUAUUUCUAAAAUUUAUUUAAUAUUGUUUACCAAAUUCAUGUGUAUCUUUUUACUUGUUGUCCAAAUUGCAAAUGCCUCUACUAGUCACCUUUGAAGAGGUAUAUAUAUAUAUAUAUAUAUAUAUAUAUAUAUGUUUGGCAUGCUAAGGUAAUGACACAUUCUCGUUUGGAUGAUGAAGCUGAAUUCUUUCGAAAUCAAGUUUUAUAUCUAGGUGCGUAGCUCAAAAUUUGAUUUAUAAUGUCUGAAUGCCAAAUGAAAACUUGAUUUUCACUUUCGCUAAUCAAGUCAGGCCCCGGAAUCAGACAUUAAUUCAUAAUUCAGUUAUAGAAACGUUUUGAACCGAAUUGUCUUUUUGUUUAACAUAACUUGGAGGGUAACACAAACGUUGUUGGCACAUCAGGAGCAGAGAGCCCUGGGGGGAUUUUUGUGAGAACUGGGUUUGACUUUGGCACAUCUAUGAGGUCAUUUAUUUAUUUUUUUAAAAUAUGAAAGUGCUAAUUAAGCUUUUAUGCUUUCUAAUGAUAUUGCAAGAAAAAGAAAUUAACUAAAAAAGAUUGUUUCUCCAAUGUAUCACGUUAUUUUGGGGUGUCGAUAUUUAACGUUUGAGGUGCUUGCUCUCAGUGACAGAGGAGAUCGCAUGGGAUACGAAAGAGCGUUCUCUAAUCUUCGUUGUUGACGCAUUCCACCGCGCAAUGCGUGCCCUCUUUCUGUCGAAAGCGUAGAAGGCGUUUUAAGACCAAAGUUGAGAAGAAGAAGAAGAAAGAGCAUGUGUGUGCUCAGGAGCAUCCACGCUCUCCGCCGUAUUAUAAGCAUCUCUUCUCUCAACAGUAGCAGGAGUUGGGUAGCGAACAGUGUUGUUGCUGCACAAGUGAAUGGUUGCGGCGGCCGCUCGAUACGAAUGGUGGGUGGUGAUGAUGGGUGUCCUCCACCUCCACAUCCUGCUGGUUCUGCUUCAACUGGGCAUUUGAGGCUUCAUCCAUGGUUUCUUCAGGGUCGGCUGAUGUCGACGAAGGGACGGAGCAUGAGGAGCAAAGUGGAGAAGAGGAUGAGGAGGGAGACGGGAAAAACUCUUCGGGAGAUCAGGCGUGCCAAGAAACUCCGAAAGAAGCUGAUGACCGAUGAGGAGAGGCUCAUUUAUAACCUCCGGAGAGCUAAGAAGAAGGUGGCUCUACUUCUACAAAAACUAAAGAAGUAUGAGCUUCCCGAGCUGCCUCCUCCUCGGCAUGAUCCUGAAUUGUUGACACCUGAGCAGCUUCAAGCAUACAAAAAAAUUGGCUUCAGAAACAGAAAUUAUGUGCCUGUUGGUGUUCGAGGAGUCUUUGGUGGUGUAGUCCAGAAUAUGCAUCUUCACUGGAAGUUUCAUGAAACUGUUCAAGUAUGCUGUGAUAACUUUCCCAAGGAGAAAAUUAAAGAGAUGGCAACAAUGCUUGCAAGAUUAAGCGGAGGUAUUGUGGUCAAUGUACAUGAUGUCAAGACAAUAAUCAUGUUCAGAGGCAGGAACUAUCGGCAACCAAAGAAUUUAAUACCUUUUAACACACUUACCAAGAGGAAGGCACUUUUUAAGGCCAGAUUUGAGCAAGCUCUCGAUUCCCAGAAAUUAAACAUAAAGAAGCUGGAACAGCAACUUCGGCAAAUGGGAGUAAACCCAGAGGAUCCAAUUGCAAUGGCCAGUGUCCAGCGGGUGGCUUCGACAUUUUUCCGUGCUAUUGAUGAGAAACAAGGUACACCAUAUGUCUUCCAUGGUGACAGGCACGAUCCAUCUCAGGCAGAUGAAACUGAGGAUGAAUUAGUUGUACCCUCUGAAGACAGUGACCAGGAAGAGCUUGACAGAUUCAUUGCUGAAAUUGAGGAUGCAGCAGAUCAAGAAUGGGCAGCAGAGGAAGCAGCAGAAAAGGAAGAGGUUGGCAGAAUAAGGUAUUGGAACGAAGAAGAUAUAGGUGGUAGAAGCCGAAGAACUUUUCCAGUACGUGGUGGCGGUUCUGAUGAUGAGGGAGAUGGUCAGAGGCGAGACUGGAGACGUGCACAAGGAAAAAGAUAUGGUACUGAUGUCCACAGGCGGGACAGAGGUAAUGGGAAUGGCGAAAUUUCAGGUGGUGAUGAAUGGGAUCCUGAUGAUACUAACUUGUUAGAUCAUGGUGACCUCAACAGUGAUUUUGAUUCUGAAGAUGACCAUGAUGACCUGCCAAAAAAUCCAAACAGGAGAGAGAGAAGUAACUAUUCGACAUCCACCAAUGACAGAACUUACAGCAGAGCUAUCAGGAGCAGAACGAGACAAAUAGUGCCAGAUGACAUGGACACUGAAGAUGGGAGUGUCCGCAAUGAUUCGGGAGAUAAUUGGGAGAGUGAAGAUUCUGAAAAUGAAUUUGGUGACUCCAGAAUGGAUCACAUUGAUUAUUAUAGUAGCAGCAGUGGCAGUGACGAAGAAUAGGAAACCAAUUAAUGUCAUUUGGGUUCUGAUGAUCACAAUGACUAUUUACCAAAGCCUACAGAAAAGCGGGUUUGGGGGCUACUUACCAGUUCGUGAAUGAUAAAAUCUGCAAUGGUGCUGACAGAAGCAAAGCCAAAAGUAGAUGGCUUGAAUGAUGAGGACAUGAGUUGAUUGCUAAUUUAAAUAUGCUGAUCUUGCUUCUGGUAGAUUCUGCAUGGAUUGGUUUGUUUGUUGUUGAAACCGCAGCAGCACAAUGAUGCAUUGGGCCUGAAAAGUGAAAUAAUGGUAGAUCAUGAAAUCAGAUUGUUGUACAUCAGCUGAUUGUUGGCUUUAUUUCCCAUAUUCAUCAAGGCAUUAAUCGUUUAAUUUCUUAAAUAUUUGAUAGCAGUAGUAGCUUAUUGUUUUUGGGCGCAGCAGGUGUCGCAAGGAUGCUUUACAUGUGCGAGUUCCUUGUCUUACUACUCUUCUUAAUAGAAAGCCAUACAAGCAAUUCUGCUUCC